Zingiber officinale is the source of this 1643-nucleotide messenger RNA. Its product is annotated as nudix hydrolase 8-like. The record is from RefSeq and is a predicted model, not a curated record. The transcript is spliced from 9 exons. Gene Ontology annotation, molecular function: NADH pyrophosphatase activity; ADP-ribose diphosphatase activity; NAD binding. Bases 371 to 1453 code for a protein of 360 amino acids. NCBI's taxonomy places the organism in Eukaryota, Viridiplantae, Streptophyta, Magnoliopsida, Zingiberales, Zingiberaceae.
UUGGAAGUCCUUGUCACACACCACUCUCCACAAACCGUCCACAAGAAAACACUAUUUCCCUCUUGUUCUCUCUCGGUGAAUGAAGAGAUAUUCUGCUUAUAAUCUGCUAAUUUGGCUGCAUGCACCUACCUGCUCUUAUCUUCUUCUUCUUGCUAAUCUCUGCCUGCCGGGGCUAUAAUCUAUAUAUUGAAUACCAUCGUGUCCUAAGUUUUGGGAGAUUUUUCUUCUCGGUUUAUAGUUUUUUGGUCUCUGUGGCGCCACUUGUGCCGGAGAUCGUUGUUUCUUUCUUCUGAGUGUCAGAUUUUUAAGCUUGUUGGAAGUGUCUUUGCCUCAUUGAAAAGUGAGCUUCUUGUGGCCUUGAUUUGGGUUGAUGGAGAAAGCUUCGAUGGAUUUGAGGACAGAGGUGUUCAUGGGAAGGGCAAGCACCAAAUUGGUUAAUGGCAGUAUCUGUAACUCAAGAUUGCUUCGGCAAACAUGUAGCUUUGGAAUGAAAGGAUUUUCGGUGAAGAACUACAACUCCAUUGCCAUGACAUCAAGCGAAGAUAAUAUUAAUUCAGUAGCUGCAAAAGUGUUUAUGGAAAGCGCCUCCUCUAAUAAAACUGGACUGAAUGGCGGGGCAAGAUUCUGGAUUUCCUAUGAAGAGGACUGCAUACUUGAUGCUUGUGAGGAUGAGUACGGGGGAAUGAUUGUCAAUCCAGAAACAUUACCAUGGAACACAAAUGUGUUUGCUCAUGCUCUUGAGGCAUCCAUUUCAAGCUGGAAACAUAAGGGGAAGAAAGGGAUCUGGCUUAAGGUACCUCUGGGUCGCUCUGAGCUUGUUCCUAUUGCUGUAAAGGCCGGUUUUAAGUAUCAUCAUGCAGAGCAAGCCUAUUUGAUGUUAACUUACUGGAUUCCUGAAGGUCCUUGUUUGCUUCCUGCCAAUGCAUCGCAUCAAGUUGGUGUGGGGGGUUUCAUUGUAAGUGAAAAGAAUGAGAUACUUGUCGUACAAGAGAAGUAUUGUUCUUCGACAUCCGUGGGUGGAUGGAAACUACCAACAGGGUUUAUUCAUGAGUCCGAGGAGAUCUUCUCUGGAGUUGUAAGAGAAGUCAAAGAGGAAACUGGAAUCAAUACAGAGUUUUUGGAAGUUGUAGCCUUUAGGCAUGCACAUCACUUGGCAUUUGGAAAAUCUGAUUUGUUCUUCAUCUGCAUGUUGAGGCCCAUAUCGAAUGAGAUAAAGAUUGAUGACCAAGAAAUCAAGGCAGCCAAGUGGAUGCCCCUCGACGAGUUCACGAAACAACCAUUCAUUCAAGAUGACAAGAUGUUCAAAAAGAUCAUCGACAUUUGCAUUGCGCGGCUCGGUAAGCGCCACUGCGGAUUGUUAGCCCAUCAGGUGAUCUCCAAAUUUGAUGGCAGGUCUUCUUCCCUGUACUACACUGUUGAGGAGCCUCAGAAGUUUGAGUGUGAAGGGCUAUAAAUUCACGAGUAAUGCGUGAAGAGCUAAGCGUAAGCUUGGCUCGCUAUGGAUUGUGUGGGGUUGAAUUUGUGGAAUAUUGGUCCCAAAACAAUAUUUAGAUCUCAUCAUCAUGAUUCCAUUUCCUCUACUUGUUAACUCCUUUGUAUAUAUGAAAUGAUUAACAUGGAAUAGAUAUGUGACCUGCUACUGA